CCUCUCUUGAUGUUGUCUCACCUCCCCUGCGAAGCUGUGAAGCUUUUAUCCUGUUUCUUUAACAAGCCGCAGCAGUUGUUUGCGUCAUUUUUUCCUGCAUUUUUAAAUAUCGAGGUGCUCUCUUCUUCUAUAUACUGUACAUCCAUCGUCAUUCCCACCAUCAUCACCAUCAUCUGUAGCCAUGUCGGACUCGGAGGAUAUGACGGAGUUCGCCAGAAUCGUGGAGCGGAUCGAGAGGGGCGAGGUCCCGAUCAAGAACAUAGAGAGGGAGCUGAUCUGCCCAAUCUGCAAGGAGCUCUUCACCCAUCCGCUGAUCCUGCCCUGCCAGCACAGCGUCUGCCACAAAUGUGUGAGAGAGCUGCUCAUGUUGAACCACGAGGACUCUUUUGAUGCCGGUUCUGAGUGCUCCCUACCGGGCAGCCCCAGGUCCAGGGUGCCAUCCCCCUCCAUGGAGAGGCUGGACAGGCUUGUGAGAUCAGCCACAGUGCGAAGGUCGUUUGGAAGUCGAGGUAGACGCGGGCUCCGUGUUUUGAGUAGCUGUAGUAGUUCCAUCUCCUCUCCGGGGUGGCGUAGAGGAUCUGUGACUCCCCGGGUCACCACCAUCCCGUGCCCAGGCUGCCAGCAUGACAUAGAUCUGGGCGAACGCGGCAUCAGCAUGUUGUUCCGAAACUUCACCCUGGAGAGCAUCGUGGAGCGCUACCGGCAGGCUGCCCGCGCAGCCGUCGCCAUCAUGUGCAACAUCUGCAAGCCUCCACAGCAGGAGGCAACAAAAAGCUGCAUGGACUGCAAGGCGAGCUACUGCAACGAGUGUUUCAAGCUGCACCACCCCUGGGGCACACCCAAAGCCCAGCACGAGUAUGUUGGUCCCACUACGAAUUUUAGGCCCAAGGUUCUCAUGUGCCCAGAGCACGAGAUGGAGAAGGUGAACAUGUACUGUGAGGUCUGCAGGCGUCCUGUGUGUCACUUGUGCAAGCUUGGAGGAUCCCAUGCUAACCACAAAGUCACCUCCAUGAGCAGUGCAUACAAGAUCCUGAAGGAGAAGCUGGCCAAGAGUAUCCAUUACCUCAUCAGCAAAGAGGACCAGGUCAGGACUCAGAUUACUGAGCUUGAGGUGCUCAUCAAUAAGACUGAGGAAAAUGGCCAGCUAGCAGAGCGUCAAGCCAACGAGCACUUUGAGCGUCUGUUUGAGACUCUGCAAGAGAGAAAAUCUGAGAUGCUGAGGUCAAUCGAGCAGUCUCGUAACCGUCGCAUGGAGCAGCUCAGAGGCCAGGUUGAGGAGUACCAAGGUAUGCUCGAGAACAGUGGGUUGGUGGGCUACGCUCAGGAGGUGCUGAAGGAAACCGAUCAAUCCUGUUUUGUGCAGACUGCGAAGCAGCUGCAUGUCAGGAUCCAGAAAGCCACAGAGUCUCUGAGGACCUUUCACCCUGCAGCUGACCCCUGCUUUGAUGAGUUUGUCCUGGACACGUCCAGAGAAGAAAUGCUGCUUAAAGAGAUGUGCUUUGGUGGAGUUCCAGACCCACCUCUGAUUGACCUGUCCAAUAGCAGAGUCUAUAAUGAGGCCUCAAUCUGCUGGAGGCUCUCUGAUGACCACCUACCUACUGAUCACCACAUGCUUGAGUACCGCAGACUUGGAGGCCCAGGUCAGUCCCCAUCCCAGGAAGACGGUGAGGACAAUGGUGUCUGGAGGGCCACAGACAGAGUGUACGGCCCCAGCACCGUGGUGUGUGACCUGGAGCCUGACAGUCUGUACUCCUUCAGAGUUCGAAGCUGCAGGAACUCCAUGUUCAGCCCCUACAGUCCUGAGGUCACCUUCCACACGCCACCUGCACCCGUGUUUGGUUUCCUGUUCAGUGACAAGUGUGGAUUCAGCACGGAGAGGCUCAUUCUAAAUAAGAGACGGGAUACUGUGGAGAGCGUAGCCGGCAUGGCCUUCCUGCUCGCAGCCGAACGUGUGCAGACAGGCAGCUACAUCGGACUAGAUUACAUAAUUGGGGACACAGGCAUCUCUCAGGGAAGACAUUACUGGGCCUUUAAGGUGGAACCAUACUCCUACAUGGUUAAAGUUGGUGUGGCCUCCGACACAAAGCUGAUUGAAUGGUUUCACAAUCCGAGAGAUACCAGCAGCCCAAGGUAUGACCACGACAGCGGGCACGACAGCGGCAGUGAAGAUGCGUGCUAUGAGCUCUCCCAGCCCUUCACCCUCGUCACCUUGGGCAUGGGCAAACUCAUCAUCCCGAAGGCUUCUUCAUCGUCCAGCUCUUCCACAGCAAACGCACAGUCAGCUGACCCCGGCAACCGCAUGCUUCCUAUGCCCCAGCGCUUGGGCGUAUGCCUAGAUUAUGAUGCGUGCCGAGUGUAUUUUUACGACGCCGACACCAUGAGGUGCCUUUACGAGAGGCAGGUGGAUUGUUCGGGAACAAUGUAUCCGGCUUUUGGUCUCAUGGGCAGCGGCAAGGUUCAGCUGGAAGAGUUCCUAGCCAGUAAGAGACUGGCCUUCUAAGGAGUGCAUUAAGCCUGGAAUGCAUUUCAUCUUUAGCGUGUUCUGGGAAGAGCAGGUUUUAUUGACAGGGUGAUGGAAUACAAUUCAGACCAUUUUUGAAGGUCAAAUCAGGCAGAUGUGAUUAGGGCACUUGGUCCUAAUGUGGAAAUGGGAUCCCUGCCAGGGACUAGCCCUUCUUUUUUCUUUUUUCCAGUGUUGGCAUGUAUAAUGUAUUACCCACACUAAGAUAAUGACGCUGAAUAUCAGUGUCCGCAUACAGAGGUCUUCGGUAGUCGGUAUAGAUGUAAAAGGUCUUCUCUAUAUACCAAAGUCUCUGGAUCUGGUAAUUGUAUUGGACCUGGUUUUAUGAUGAACUGCUCAAACUGAGUCUUUUAACAUUAAACGCCUUCGAUCUUACUUUCCUUUUUUUUUUUUUUUCUUUUUUCAGGUUUCGGUUUAAAUAGUGUUUGUUUCAAUUAGUGGGUGGUUUGUAUUUGCUUGUUUUCUGUAACCAUUUAUGUUAUGGUAGCAGCAUAGGUGUAGAUAGUGGACCUGAGAGCCUUGUAGCUAAUUGAAGCUAGCGCCUUUGUGCCUUUUUUUUUUUUUUUUUUUUUUUUGUUUGUUUGUUUGUUUGUUUGUUUGUUUUUUAGGAAAGGGAUGAAUUAGUUCUCUCUAGCAAUGUUGACAUUAAAUACUGGAUGUGAGGAUUUAGUGUAGGUACAGUUGGAUCAGACACUGGCCUCAUAGAUAUUAGGACUUAUUUACUCUUUGUCACAAACGCUACUCCUCCUCACACUUAUGUUUAGCUGUUUUUGCACAAUAAAAUGAGUCUUGCACAAUAAAUUUUAGUCUUCACAGCUGGAUCACUACUUAGUUAGCGUAAACGUUGCCGAUAUACAGCUAUCAGUACACUCACAGCUACCUUCUCUAACAGAUAUAAACCCUGGAGUAUUUACUGUGAUUUGAGACUUUUUGUUUCCUAUUGUUUUUUUGUUUUUUUUUUUUUUGCUUUCACUUCUGUUGCACAGCACAAUUUGACUUUAAACACCAUAAAACUGUCAAGGUAUCAGAACACCAGAUACUUACUGAGGUCUGUUUGACAGCUGCAAAGUCACAAAUGGCUCUUCGCCACUGACGCAGUGCCAGUUCUACUUUGGUGCUUUUGAGAACCAGCAUAAGCUUUGACAGGUUUGAUGCAAAUGUUGCAUGGCAUUACAUAAAAGUUGGGAGUCUUUUUUUCGGCCUACAUCUGUGAAUGCCUAACUUUCUUGCAGUAGUGCCUUUUGUAGCCACUUAUUAUGGAUCCAAACUUGGGGCUAGCUUUUAGGACCCAGCAGCGCUGUCUAACUCAAAGGCAUGGAGCUAGUUGUAGACUAGGCACUGCUUUGGUGGAAAUAAAGCAUAUUAGCCAAAGCUUUUUUUGGUUCUGGUGCUGACUUGAUUGCAACCCACAUCUUUGUGGCCUCACAGCCUUUAGUUUAAAAAAAAAAAAAAAACCACCUAGCUCUUCAGGUUCUUACAAAAAGUGCUAUCACAAAUCGCACUGUUUAGUAGCUAUGCUGUCAAAACCUUGCAAGUGUAGCAUGUGUUGCUAUCAGACGCCAGAGUGGCUGAUUGGUUUUGAUUGAAUCGGCUUUUUUUUUUUUUUUUUUUUUAAAGAGCACACUAGACUGUUCAAUAGGAAAACACAUUUGUUUUUUGUAUAUACGCAUACUGUAUGUGGUUGCACCUGGGUUUGCUUGUACAUGUGUAUAUAUAUUUUGAUUUCUGGAGGGUUAGGGUCAUCGGUGUGUGUGCGUUUUCUCAGGUUUCUGGCCUCGAUUGAGGCUCAAUGCUACCUACCUCUGUCCAUCAGGCCUGGAAAACCUUAACUACUGUACCUUUCCUUACAGAAACUAGUUUGAUUUGAUUUACAGCUGUCCAUCUAACAGUGCAGUAUCUGCCUUCUCUUUCAUGUCACCUAAUAAGCUGAUUUCUUGUUUGCUUUUUAGUUCCAUGUACAGAUUAAUCCAGAGUAUAUUAUUUUGGGUGAAAUAAAGUACACAAAUGUUCAUAUAAUCGGUUGGUGUUUUUGCUUGUAGAUCACUUUUAAUGGAAAUUACUGUAAGCAGAUGUUACCUGGUUCAGUUGCCUUUUUUGGGAGACAUUCUUGUUUUGGGUCUUAAAAACAUGAAAUUUGAUCUGGAUAGAAAUGUUUAGUCUCAAGGUGAAAUAUUUAAUUUCUCUGAUGGUGCAAAGUUUUAUUUUUUUUAACACCCCCCCCCCCUUACAUGUUUCACUUGAGUCCUCAACAUCUUUGUAAAACACUUCUAUGCAUUUAUGAAUUGGCAGUGCAGCUUUUAUGUUUUAUUUCCAUCACAGAAUGUAUUCUUAAUCACAGAACAAACUGAAUGUCUUCAGGUUCUUAGUUUUUCCUGAGUAUGUAGUUGUUCCACUUGAGGGUCACAGCACACUCAUGUAGUUUAUAGCAUCCUGAUACAAGACCUGUAACCGCAAUACCACAGCUGACUCUAAAUUAAACUGCAUCCUAAAUAAGAUUUUGUUUUCUUCUUUUUACUUACGAAGUUAGAACCAAAUAUUUUUGAAGGCUGGCUCUCAAUCUAAUUCCAAGCUAGCACUUUAAAAAUCUGUAGCAUGUCAGCAAAUGUUUGGCUCUGCAGGUGUGUGUGUAUAAUGGGUGUGCAAUAUUAUUACUGAAUGGGCUGCAGAACUGAAGAGAACACUGAAGACACAAAAGCCUGUUUAAAAACAAUUUGCACUGCUAACAUUUUCUAGGUUACUUUUGUGGUUUUAAAAAAUUGGGCUUUAGCUUGAUGCAAAGUAAAUGUUGAAACUUUCUUUUGUAAGUGCAACACUGAGAUUUUCUAACCUGUAUAUCGGUGACAGUGCAUUUCUUUAGAGAACUAUGUGGUGUGUAAAUGGUGGAUUUCUGUGUGUACCAUGUUAAAGAUUUGUCGAUAUACUUUGCUCUGAUUCAUGUAAAGGCUACACUUCAAUUUCCUGUGUGGGGAUUUCAUGAAAUAAAGGUAGUGUU
Molecule: messenger RNA, 5513 nt
Organism: Pelmatolapia mariae (spotted tilapia)
Lineage: Eukaryota; Metazoa; Chordata; Actinopteri; Cichliformes; Cichlidae
Gene: trim36
Product: tripartite motif containing 36
Exons: 14
Coding region: 182-2500 (772 amino acids)
Biological process (GO): acrosome reaction; spindle organization
Cellular component (GO): acrosomal vesicle
Molecular function (GO): ubiquitin-protein transferase activity; zinc ion binding; protein binding
Source: RefSeq, a predicted model, not a curated record